AUGCACCCAGCGACCUUCAGUAGCGGCCAUCUACUCGUCGCGCGCGCCUGGACGCGGCAAUGUCGAUCCUUUUCGCAGCAACCUCUGCGACGCUGGGAAGAGGUCUCGAGCAACCAACGUCCAUCUCGAGCACAGCCAUCCGCGUCCAAGCGGCUGCAGCUGAACGGUCGGUCGUACCUCGUGCCCACACUGACUGUGUGUAACGUGGUCGGCCGAGACGCUGCUGCACCAUUGCAGCCGCUUUUCCACGCCAGGGCCAACAAGAGACGUACGCCAAUAGUAAUGGACCUGCACCAAGUCUCAAGUGACGGCUCGCCGCAUUCGCAGUCGAUCAAGAGACAUGAGCUGAAGCACCAAAUCGUGCAACUUCAGGAAGCUGGGUAUGUACCGGUAGGCAUUACGAAUGCCAGUGAUGACGUCAAGCAGACGGCAGCAGCUCUUGAUCUGCCCUAUUUCAUCAGUACGAGGCUUCACCAGGAGCAGCUAGGAGAAGACGCAGUUGCAGAUACAGAAGAAGCGGUAAUGCAAGAUGAAGUGGCCGCUUCGAGGCCGGCUCAGGAGACAGCGGAGCGGCUUCCUCCUAUGGUCGUGACCCGUUUGGUGCGUUCAGGUCAGCAGAUUUAUGCUCAGAACAGGUCACUUGUUGUGCUCGGCAACGUGAGUUCUGGUGCUGAGGUGAUGGCGGACGAAGACGUGGUCAUUCUGGGUGCACUAAAGGGCCGCGCACUCGCUGGCAUUGGUGGCAACGUUCGAGCGACGAUCGUGUGCCAGAGUUUUGAUGCUGAGCUCGUUUCCAUCGCGCAUUGUUUCACGACGUGUGACGACUUGGAGCAGGAUGAUGCGGCACCCUUGCAGCUGCACAAACCGACGGUGAUCUCGUUGAGGAAUGACCGGCUGGUAUUUGAGUCGUCAGCGGUGUGA
Peronospora matthiolae is the source of this 921-nucleotide messenger RNA. The record is from the annotation of a GenBank genome assembly. Lineage: Eukaryota; Oomycota; Peronosporomycetes; Peronosporales; Peronosporaceae.